AGAAGUCCCAUUGUCUGUUCCAUUAAUUUUAUUUUGUUUUGUGCUAAAAGCUUAUAUGUGGAUAACGUAGAUCACUCUGCACACCUUAACAACAAUUUUAUGUUCCAAUGUCCGGCACCGUGGAAGUACCUGAAGCUAAUAAUAGCAAAAUCUCAACCCAUGAGGUUCUGCUUCAGGUUAAAGCCUUACAGGAAAUACGAAAGAGUCUUCGUAAGACCACUUUUAACAUGAAAACUCCAUUAACCGCAGCCAAAGAUGUCGAAGGUCUCAAGAAGGAAUGUCAAGAUGAUGACAAAAAAGAAACAUGGUUCAGAAAAAGAGAUACCAGAAAACAUUAUUUUACCAACUUUAUGUCGGAACUGCUUGGUACAGCAUUGCUAAUGUUCCUGGGAUGUAUGGGAUGUGCACCACAAGCCGACAAUCCUCCAGCAUCACAUUAUUUACCGUCACUGUCCUUUGGAUUAGUUGUUUUAUUGAUCAUUCAGAUAUUUGGCCACAUUUCAGGGGCCCAUCUCAACCCAGCUGUAACGUUAAGUACUGUAAUAUUCAAGAUGCUAUCUCCUGCUAUGGGAGCGGUAUAUAUUAUGGCUCAAUUCCUUGGAGCUACUUUUGGAUUCGCUCUGCUUAAAGUAUUAAUGCCGCAAGAAUGGGUAGUUCCUGGGUUUUGCGCCACAAAACCACAUGCAAAAUCGACAGCAAUGCAAUCGCUGGCUAUUGAAACUAUUAUAACAUGCGUGUUGAUUUUAGUAUGUUGUGGCGUUUGGGAUAAAAGAAAUGCACAUAAGCAAGAUUCAACCCCUGCGAGGUUUGGGUUCAUUAUUGCUGCCAUUGCGAUGGUUGCGGGUCCAAUUACUGGAGCUAGCAUGAACACGGCAAGAUCGUUUGCUCCAGCUGUCUUAGAAGGCGAUUAUUCCAAUCAAUGGAUUUAUUGGCUUGGCCCUACUGUGGGAGCUAUUAUCGGCUGCGGUCUGUACUCGGUUUUAUUUGCAUAUGAAGAGGAAAAAGUAGAAGCUAUUGAAACUGAACUGGAGGAAGUUAGUCACAUGGUAACUGAAAAGCCAUAAUCAUGAUUUGUUGUGAAGUAUGUUGCGAAAUUAUUUAGUUGUAAUCCAAGACUUUUUUUAACUGCUUGAUAAAUCUAAUGUAUGACUUUCGGAUAUACAGGGUGCUCAAGUAAUCUGAACUAUUUAAAUAAAAUUUUAAUAUUUAAGACUUACGCGUGUAUGAUGAUACUUUCAUUUAUGUUCAGUUAUCUAUUUUUACAUUGUAAGGUAUGUUUUAUGAAAAUGUGAUCUUUACUAAUUGCUAUUGAAGUGACAAAGUUAUUUUAUAAAAAUUGUUUCACGUUAUUGAUCAACGAAGCGUUUUAUUGUGAACAUUGUUUGGAAAAAUCUGAGAAUAAAUUAAUAUAUUUUUGUUUA
Messenger RNA from Dendroctonus ponderosae (mountain pine beetle), 1421 nucleotides. Its product is annotated as aquaporin AQPAe.a. The coding region runs from base 108 to 1064 and encodes 318 amino acids. The transcript is spliced from 7 exons. NCBI's taxonomy places the organism in Eukaryota, Metazoa, Arthropoda, Insecta, Coleoptera, Curculionidae. Gene Ontology annotation, cellular component: plasma membrane. Gene Ontology annotation, biological process: transmembrane transport. The record is from RefSeq and is a predicted model, not a curated record. Gene Ontology annotation, molecular function: water channel activity.